Messenger RNA from Betta splendens (Siamese fighting fish), 1472 nucleotides. RefSeq names its product COMM domain containing 6 (gene commd6). Gene Ontology annotation, molecular function: NF-kappaB binding. The record is from RefSeq and is a predicted model, not a curated record. NCBI's taxonomy places the organism in Eukaryota, Metazoa, Chordata, Actinopteri, Anabantiformes, Osphronemidae. The transcript has 7 exons. Bases 222 to 821 code for a protein of 199 amino acids.
AAGAAGUUAACCUCCGCUACACUGUGGGGCGCUGCGUCUUUACUUUGGUCUGUAAUACUCUACAAACAACGAGUGCGUUUAUGUUUGGUCACUUGAAUAGUCGUUUUGCUUUUUUUAAGUAUUAAUUCUAAAAGUCGCCUUGAAGCUUUUUAUUUAAGUUUGGCCAAAUCAGAUCUAAAAAGUGGAGUGACUUCUGGCGUCCAUCGCGGGACUGAGAGACGAUGCCACCAGGAGAGGAAUCUAAUGGAAUCAACCGUGUUGUGGACAACAUCUCUCAGCUUUCUCCAGAGCUGUUGGCUGAUGUUGGUCAGCACAUUCUGAUUUAUCUUCAAGGGCAAACUAGAGGGGUAGAUUCAGCUGAAAUUUCUGCUAGAUUUCAGAGGACUGGUGUCACGCAGGACCAUGAAGCUCUGCAGAACAUGAUUAGAUACCUGUUGCUAACGUUCAGGUCCGCUGGGAAGGGGAACCUCUCUGGGGAUGAGCUUGUAUCAAGGCUGGAAGGGGGAAGUGACAAGUGGCCCAAAGCUUCCCUCCAGGUGUUGCACAGGUUAUGGAGUGAACACGGUGCAUUGGUCCAUGCUCAGCAGGGAGUCCAGACUAUGCUCAGCAUCGGUCAGUUAGUGGACAUGCAGUGGAGGCUUGGGAUGGCAGUGAGCUCCGAUACGUGCCGGUCCCUCAACUCCCCAUAUGUGUCUUUACUGCUGAAGGUCGCUGAGCCCUCGGGGCAGAUCUGUCAGAGGUCUUUUGAGAUGACCAUUCCACAGUUCCGGAACUUUCACAAGCAGUUUAAGGAGAUGGCAGCUGUUAUGGAGACUGUGUGAUGGUUGCAGUCACACCUUGCCUGAAUGUUUGCCACGGUUACACGUCACCAAGGGGGAGAGCAGAUGGAUGUAGCUGUUCACCUGCCGGCCGUCUCACAUUCCACUUUCCACGCACUGCAGAAGCUUGUAAAUGAUUUACUUAAAAGGCCAACAGCUGUUUAAAGGCCAACAGCUGGUGAAACAAAUCAUACAUUCUUGCUUGAAUGCCUAAAUAUAAAUGUUCCUCUGACCAUUAACAGAGAUAUUAUUCAUUGAUUUAAAUUUAGGGAUGAAGUUCAUACCUACACUGUUAAUGCUGCAAAACACUGACUAAUACUCUAAUUGUGCUGCCUUGGUUCCCAUUCCACGCCAAAUUUCUAUUUGCCUUUGACUCUGUGCUUAAUAUUUUACCUUUUGUAAAAACGAUACUUAUAAAUCUGUAUAUUUUUUUGUAGCGUAAAACAUGAUCAGCCUCACUAUUCAACACCCUGCGUGUAACUUAAGAUAGUGAAAGUGUAAUGAUUUGUUUGAAAAGCUCGCACAGCGCUCUCACAUUCUGUUAAUGUCUAAUUUAAUUUAUUUUCACAUGGUGCAGUUGCGAGGAGGCGUCUGCCUCUUUCUGCUCUGGACCUUCUCUGGAUGUAAUGGAAGAAAUAAAUGAUGUGAACUCUU